AUGGCCGGUGCUGCUGUACUCAGGAUGAACAGCGAUAGUCCAUCCCGUUUCUCUCUCUCGGGCAGUCGCAAGAGCAUUUUGGCUGGUAUCAAGGCCAAUUCUCUCAAACAUGACGGCUUUUCCAACGGCGGUGCUGGCGACAUCGAUGCCGAUCAUGCUUCCGAGCACGUUCAUCCUAUCCCGUUCUCCAACACGGAUGCCGUUCUCCGCCGUCAAAACGCCGAUGGCGAUGCUGCAAGUCUCCAGCCAGCGAGCGUCAAGGGACGUGCUUCUCGCAGCAACUCGAUGGCUUCUCGCAAGAGCCAUCGCAUGCCUGCCUCUCCCUCUCGCUCCAUGGCCGGGGACGGAAGCUACGUCCUUCCCGGCUCCCGUGGCGCUGAUGAUAGCGGCUACCUUGCAGCUGGUCUUGCCAACGCUGGAAAUGAUCGAACGCGCGUUUCCUCAGCUGCAAGCUUGGCUCUCAAAAAGAGCAGCUCUAACCUCUCACAGAGCGAUGCCCGUUCCAUCGAUUCCCGUCGUGCAUCUUCUGGAAACAGCUUUGUCAAUCUUAUCCGAAACCGUUCUCGCAACUUUUCUCAAACCAAUCUCGCCGCUCCAGAAGCCGCCGACACUUCUGCGACCUCGUUCACCAAUGGAGGCACUGGGAGCGGUCGUUUGCGACGUUUCAGCUCAGUUUCGCGCAAGAUGAGUCUCAAGAUGCCCAACCUCAAAUCGCGUAGCAGCUCGGCCAGUAUCCGCGAUAGCCUCUACGACGAGCCUAAACAGAUGUCACCUGUUCCUCCUGUUCCUGCUCUACCUGCAGAGUAUCCUUCUACGGUUCCAGCCGUGGCAAAGCCUUCGGUGGACGGAUAUAAGGCCAUCGGUGCCAGCAGUGCCGUCAGCGGUGGUGGUGCUGGAUCGGGCAGAAGUCGCAAAUUCAGCAGAUCAGCUAGCCAGACUAUCCCUGCUCCCCUCGAGCCGAACGGCGAUGCGUACUCUGCGCCUCCUGCGGAUGUAAAGACAAUGGAAAAGUCUCCCAAUGCUCCCGAUCCAUUUGCUAAGGCAGACGGUCUGCUUGCUCGUGCUCGUUCGAGAAGAUCGGUCAGUGCUGCUCCCGCUCCCGCUUCCAACAGCACCACUGUCGAUGUGGCUAAUAGGAAAUCUUUCCUCUCGUCGACGACUGCUAAGGCUUCAGGUGCUGCUGGUACAUUGUUCCCUUUGAACCGCAGCAAGUCCAAUCGCAGCUUGCCUGGGCGUGGUGAGGCUGAGUCGGCAAAGGCUAAGCCGGAUGGUAUGGCUUCUGCUGCUCAGUCCGGCCGUGCUAGCGAGGAGGAGGAGGAGGAGGAGGAGCAACCGCCUCAGCGCAAUGCUAGAACUGCUAGGGGCAGGAACGGAGCUGCUGCUACACGUGCUCCUGCUCCUGCUCCUGCUCCUGCUCCUGCUCCUGCUCCUGCCCCUACAGCUGCUGACAGUGAUGAAGAAGAAGAAGAAAGCGACGAGGACGACUCGGAUCAAGACAGCUCCGAUGGUGAUGACUUCUUCGAUGCUCCCCUUGCCGACAUUUCUGAAGGUGAAGAAGAAGGGGAGGUGGAGGAGCAUGGUCACCGUGCAGCCGCAGGUGCAGCUCGUCAUCGCCGCAACAAGUCUAGCUCUUCCGCUCGAAGAGUCGGCAAUGGCGACACCAACGGCAGCACUGGAUCGCCUUACAAACCGAAGGGCACAGCCGGAGCUACACGUCGUGCUGGGCCCGUCUCCUCCACCGCCGAGGCCCGUGCUCGAUCCGAUACCUCCCAAGCAGUCCGAGACAAGGCCGCACGUGUCGCCAAACUCACCGCCACCGAUGUCAACAUCACCCCCCAGGAGCUGCGUCAAGACAUUGAAGUUGCACGCAAAGCUCUCAACCUCUUCCUCAACUCGCGCAUGAUCGAAGCCGAAUGUAUCAUCCAAGAGUACGCCGACUCGCGUCUUUACUACGCUUUGGGUUAUGCGCUGAUUGCGACCAUCAAAGGUUUCAUGACGUUCGAACCGGCUGAUUUGGCAAUUGCCAUUUCGCUCUGCAAGGACGCCCUCACGAUUGCCAACUUGUUGAGGAAACCGACGAGUGUCGUUUCCAACUUCGGCAGGUUUGUUACGGGUACAGGUCAGUCUCCCUCGGCUUUGUCGCAGAUGGACGAGGUGCAGAGGCAUGCCGAGUUGGUCUACGCUGAAGCGGUGCUGUUGAAGGCAGUGCUGGGUAUUGCGUAUGCAGGUGACUUCUUCGCGUUUGUUAGCGAGGCGUUGAACAUGCGUAACGCCUACGGUAUCUACAGGUCGCUGCAGAAGUACGUCGAUUGGGCCGAAGGCAAGGGCGAGAAGCUGGACGAAGAUUUCAAGUCUGGUGUAUACCUGGGUAACGGUCUGAUCAGUAUGAUUCUUGGCCUGGUGCCAGGAAAAGUUCUCAAAAUCAUGGAGGUGUUCGGCUACACGGGCGAUACAGCAUGGGCUAUGAAGACGCUAAGUAAAGCUGGUCAGUGGUCUGCUGAUCCUCGUCAGACCAAGCCUGGCAUGGCCAUCAAAGAAGAAGGCGUUCGACGACAGAUUUGCGACAUGUCCAUGCUCGCCUAUCACCUGGUCAUUUCCACCUUCAUCCCCGUCAAUGGUGUCGACAUUGAAUUUGCUGACAAGGUUUUGCAUUACAAUCUUGGCCGAUAUCCCGAAGGAGUCUUCUUCCUCUACUUCUCCGGUCGACUUUACUCGACCCAAGCACUCGCGGAAAAAGCAAUCUCCCAAUUCGAGACGGCUCGAGACAUCCAGAAGGAAUACGUGCAACUCAAACACAUCUGCAUCUGGGAUCUUUGCCUCUGCAACAUGUCCCUUGGCAAAUGGAAAGAUGCUCACGAUCAAUUUGCCAUUCUCGCAGAAGAAAAUAACUGGUCCAAAGCAGUUUACAACUACGGCCGUGCAGCAAACCUUUACGAAUCCGCCCAAGGCACCAACCAGAAAGCCAUGUCGGAAGCAGGAGAAAUCUUCCAUCGUGUCCCCAACCUCACUCAGAAGAUCGCAGGGAAGAGUAUCCCGAUGGAGAAAUUCGUCGCACGCAAAUCGAAAAAGUUUGCCACUUACAAUCGACUCCUACUCCCAGGACUCGAGUUUGCAUACGUCUACCACUGUCUAUCCAACGCUCCACGCUACAUGCUUUGCGACGAAGCGCUGGUCAUGGUCUCUGACGCCCUCACCGAGCUGCACGCGGUUGAAGACGCAAGUCAAUACUUUUCAGGAGAAGAAUACUACGAUGAUCUCUGCUUAGCACAUUUCCUCCGCGGAGUAUGUCUCAAGUAUAUCGCUUGCCCAGAAAGGCACUCGAAAGUUAGGCCUAAACAAUCUCCCAUUCCGCAAGACGAAGCGGUACAACAGGCCGAGAUGAGCUUCAGGACAGUGUUGCAACACGGACACCAGUUGAAGCUGGACCAUUGGUUGGUUUAUUUCGCACAUUACGAAUUGGGUCGACUAUAUGCAGCUAGGGGGAGAAUCGAGGAGGCAAAAGAACAGUUGUUGUUGGUACUAAGCCAGAAAGCUUUAGAAGAUAGAGGUAGAAAGGGCAAGUAUAGUUUGCAAAAUAUGGUCCAUCUAAGAGCAAACGGUGCGUUGAAUGGUAUUGAUGGCAGUGGAAAGUAG
Messenger RNA from Ustilago hordei, 3633 nucleotides. RefSeq lists its product as uncharacterized. Lineage: Eukaryota; Fungi; Basidiomycota; Ustilaginomycetes; Ustilaginales; Ustilaginaceae. Bases 1 to 3633 code for a protein of 1210 amino acids. Gene Ontology annotation, cellular component: mitochondrial outer membrane; nucleus; cytosol. The record is from RefSeq and is a predicted model, not a curated record. Gene Ontology annotation, molecular function: protein binding. The transcript has a single exon.